AUGGCGGCAGCCAGACGGCCGAUACCCAUUGUCGUGGGGGUCGGCGACAUCAAGAACCGCUCCAUGAAAAUCGAAGAUGCGAUUGAGCCGAUGCAGUUGAUGCUCCAAGCCAUUCUCAAAGCGAUGCAAGACACCAAUCUCUCUGCUUCCGCAACGAAAGAGCUGCAGUCGAAGAUUGACAGCGUGGGUGUGGUCAACACCUGGACCUGGGUUUAUCCCGACUUGCCGAGGCUCAUUUCUGAGAAGUUGGAUGUCAAGCCGAAGUAUCAGGUGUUAAGUCAUCAUGGGGGUGAUUCGCCGGCGAAGUUGUUUGAUCAGGCAGUGAGGAGGAUUUCUUUGGGGGAGAGCAAGGUGGCGAUUGUGACCGGUGGGGAGGCUUUGGCAUCGUUGGGCGCAUGUGCUGCGGCUGGGAAGUUGCCUCCUCCUGGGUGGACGAAGUCUGACGAGAGUGGCAAAGGAGUGUCUGUUUCUGAUAUCUCGAGGUUUGGAGAAAAUCCCGGUACUCUUCAUUCUGUGGGGUUUCCUAUUCACGUGUAUCCGCUGUAUGAAAAUGCAUUUAGAGCACAUCGGCGGCAGUCGAUAAAGGAGAAUAAUCACGAGUCCGCUGAGCUGUAUGCGGAUUUUGCAAAAGUUGCGGAGAAGAAUCCGCUGGCGUGGAAUUUUGGUGAGCCUGCUGCGACCAAAGAGAUCAUUGGUACUGUUUCGAAGAAGAAUAGGAUGAUAUGUUUUCCAUAUCCUCUUUUGAUGAACGCAUUUAACAAUGUCAAUUUGGCCGGAGCAUGUAUCCUGACUUCGACUGACUAUGCGAGAGAACUCGGGAUUCCCGAAGAUCGUUGGAUAUAUCCACUUGGUGGAGCAGGGACGAGCGACAGUAGAAAUUUUUGGGAGCGGCCGAAUUUUCAUUCGAGCGCCGCCAUAUCAAAAUCACUUGAUGAAGGAUUAAAGUCCUCGGGACUCACAAAAGAACAGAUAGACAUCUUUGAUUUCUACUCUUGUUUUCCCAUUGUACCAAAACUCGCAUGUCAACAUCUCGGCAUGCCGAUGACGAAACAAUCCAAACCCAUUACACUUCUUGGAGGUCUGACUUCAUUCGGAGGAGCAGGAAAUAAUUAUUCCAUGCAUGCUCUGAUCGAAAUGGUGCGCGAGCUUCGGAAAGGAAAAGUUCGAAACGGGCUGGUCCUUGCGAAUGGCGGAAUGGUGACUUAUCAAUACGUCGUCUGCCUCUCGAACCAACCUCGGAACUCCCCAUAUCCGGAUAUUAAUCCACUUCCUAAUGUUUUGGACGAUCAGCGAGUUCCUACCGUGGAUGAGAAGGCGGAACGGGAGGCGGUGAUUGAGACGUAUACUGUUGAAUUUAAUCGUGACGGGAGUCCUGAACGAGGUUAUAUUGUUGGACGAUUGAAGAACGGCCAUCGGUUUCUUGCGAAUGAAGGGGAUGAGAAUACGUUGAAGCAGUUGGUGAGCGCUGUGAAGGAGCAGGUAGGGAGGAGUGGAUUUGUUAGAAAAGGGGAGGAUGGGAGGAACGUAUUUAUAUUUAACGAGAUUAAAAAGUUAUGA
Hyaloscypha bicolor E is the source of this 1557-nucleotide messenger RNA. Its product is annotated as acetyl-CoA acetyltransferase. The transcript has 8 exons. Gene Ontology annotation, molecular function: acyltransferase activity. NCBI's taxonomy places the organism in Eukaryota, Fungi, Ascomycota, Leotiomycetes, Helotiales, Hyaloscyphaceae. The record is from RefSeq and is a predicted model, not a curated record. The coding region runs from base 1 to 1557 and encodes 518 amino acids.